Thamnophis elegans (Western terrestrial garter snake) is the source of this 1539-nucleotide messenger RNA. RefSeq names its product phospholipid phosphatase 1 (gene PLPP1). The record is from RefSeq and is a predicted model, not a curated record. Gene Ontology annotation, molecular function: phosphatidate phosphatase activity. The coding region runs from base 557 to 1270 and encodes 237 amino acids. NCBI's taxonomy places the organism in Eukaryota, Metazoa, Chordata, Lepidosauria, Squamata, Natricidae. Gene Ontology annotation, biological process: signal transduction; phospholipid metabolic process; phospholipid dephosphorylation. The transcript has 5 exons.
AUGGAACUUUUCUCUACUAAUAGUAACAGGAGUUAUCUGAGAAGAGUAUCCUCCUCCUCCAACUCCCUUUCUUCUCUCCCUUUUCUCCUCCCUUCCCUGAAUAAAUACAGUGCACUUAAAAUAUUUAAGCUCUGUAAAUAUUUUUUCCUCUCCAAUAUUUCUAAAGUAAAUAAGAUCCCCAUCCUACACCCAUCAUUCAGUUGGAACUGAGAGAAGUAUGAAGCAUUUUGGCUCAUGGUCACCCUGCCCAUGAUCUUGUGGAUUUUUAAAAACUAGUGUUCAUUCCUGGUAGAUUUCCUGUAAGGCAAAAAUCCAAAAUCAAGCCCCACAGGAAAUCCUUGAGGAAUUAUUUUAUAUGCUUAAUCUGUAAACAAGAGAUUGCAGUCCUUCCCAACUAUAUCCUCUCUGUUUCUUGAUUCUCUUUGUGGACUAAAUUAUCCACAAAGAAGGAUAAACAGAGGAAGACUUUGUUUGGGUGUGAAGCUGAGAGGAAAUUCAAACAAGAGCAGCAUCUUUAGCACAAGCAGAAAGAUAGAGGGAAUAAACAUUUGGUCCCAUGAACGCUGCUAAAGAACAAUUCACUUUGUCUCUCUCUGAAGUACCACCUACUGGAGAUCAUCAGAUAAUCAUAGGAGAGGCCCUUUCAGUAUAUCACAACUGCUUGCACUCUAAUUCAUUUGUGAGAAAUAACUACGUUGCUGCUAUUUACAAGGCUCUGGGGACAUUCCUUUUUGGUGCAGCUGUUAGCCAAUCUUUGACAGACAUUGCCAAAUAUUCAAUAGGUAGAUUGAGACCUCACUUUCUGGACAUAUGUAAACCAGAUUGGCGUAGUUUCAACUGCAGUUAUGGUUACAUUGAAAACUUCAAAUGCCUUGGAGACAAAGUAAAGGUUAACGAAGGAAGACUGUCAUUUUAUUCUGGACAUUCGUCAUUCUCCAUGUAUUGCAUGCUGUUUCUAGCACUUUAUCUUCAGGCCAGAAUGAAAAAUGACUGGGCAAGACUUUUGCGUCCUACAAUCCAGUUUGGACUUGUUGCUUCAUCCAUUUACGUGGGCCUCUCCCGUGUUUCUGAUUACAAACAUCACUGGAGCGACGUAUUGACUGGACUCAUCCAGGGAGCAAUAGUAGCAACCCUUAUCGCUGUGUAUGUCUCAGAUUUCUUCAAGGAGAGAGGCCGUACAUUUAAACAAAAGGAGGAAGAAGAUUCACAUACAACUCUACAUGAGACGCCUACCAAUGGAAAUCACUAUGGCAGUAAUCACCAGCCAUGAUAUGUGCAAGAGCUAUUAUCCUGUGGAAUCUCCUGCUAUUUAAAAGGAAAAUUUCACAAAUAUUUCUGAUCUCUGUACAAAACAAAUAAAUGCCUUUUGAAGGGACUGCUGCUGCUAUACCUCUAAAGUGCUCACUUUAUAUGUAUAUAGUUAACAACAAUGUAUCUAAAAACCUCAAAUUUCUAUUGGUUCAAGCUUAUGCUUUAUAAACACAAUAUCCUGACUAUUUUUUUUUAAUUAAAAUAAUGUAUAAUACUUAUUACAAACAG